Filobasidium floriforme is the source of this 2939-nucleotide messenger RNA. Its product is annotated as nineteen complex-related protein 2-domain-containing protein. Gene Ontology annotation, molecular function: DNA binding. The record is from RefSeq and is a predicted model, not a curated record. The transcript is spliced from 9 exons. The coding region runs from base 48 to 2576 and encodes 842 amino acids. Gene Ontology annotation, cellular component: nucleus; U2-type post-mRNA release spliceosomal complex. Gene Ontology annotation, biological process: spliceosomal complex disassembly; mRNA splicing, via spliceosome. NCBI's taxonomy places the organism in Eukaryota, Fungi, Basidiomycota, Tremellomycetes, Filobasidiales, Filobasidiaceae.
CCAUCAACAACCUUGCUGUACAGCUUGAUAGUGUCGUGGCACAUACCAUGUCGUCACCUUUUAUCAAACGAGCCAAAGCUCGGACGAACCUGCGUCAGCGGGACGAUGCCGCGCCAGGUUCACCUCUAGCCAGGACGACGGACGAUGCCGGGGAUGAAGACGAGGAGACGAGCGUCAGCCCGAUGCAGAUGGCCAAAAACAGGAAGAAGGAUAAAGAGAAGAGAAAGGUGGGGUCGACAGGAAAGACUCGGCUGAGUUUCGGAGGAGAGGAUGAGGAGGCUUCGGAAGAUCAGCCUUUUGUAGCCCGGAAAUCAAAGCUUUCACAAUCGAUAUCAUUACAGAAGUCGGCAGCCGUUUCAUCGGCUGCAGCUACGGCUAGCAAUGAUGGCACGGGUGAUUACCACAAUCCGUUCGCUUCUUCAUCUUCGACCCCCGUAGCUUCCUCUUCGGUCUCAUACAAUAACGCCUACCUCGAAGAGCUCAAAGCGUCGACACCGAUGAAGGCACCACGUGCUCGAGAUUCCGAGGAUGAGGCUCAAGCUAUGGAAGUUGACGAUCUACGGGAACCAGCCUCGAGCACGACAUUCGCUACGCCAAGUCUAAGCCGGUAUGCGCCCGUCCUCGAUACUACCCAGGGUAUCCCAGAUGAAGCGGCGAUAGCUGCUGCUAAAGCGAAACGGAAGACGGCGACCGGUACGGGCGUAUCUUCCUCAAGCGGACUCGGAGGAGAGGAUUAUAUCAGUAUCAACCAGGACAAUGGCAAAUUGGCAGUAUACGACGCGGAUGCAAGGGGGGAUGUAGGGCCUCAUCCUGAGAGUAGGUUGCAAAGGGAGGAAGACGAAGAAGGCGAUGGAGAUGAAGGAUUUGCCGAUUUCACCGAGACGAAUACCCGACUCGCCAUCGGCAAGGACGCCAACAAAGCUGCCGCUCGACGGUUGCGGAGCGAUAUGGUGGACGCAAUUGAAGAACGAGAAAAUGAAGAUCUGGACGACGAGGAUGAGCUGGCUUGGGAAAUGGCUCAGGCUAACCGAGCAAACCCCACCAUUGACGCCGGACCAUCUCAGCCAGGCAAAACCUCACGACCGUACAAAGCUGCUCCGAUACCCGCUUCAAAAUCACUGCCUACGGUCACUUCCGCUUCAGCUCGACUACAAUCCUCUUGCGCCUUCUUGAGAGCAUCGAGGGCUACUCGACAGAACCAGAUCGAGGCUGCGGAUCGGGACCUCGUCGCAUGUGAUACUCAGGAAACGGAGCUGCGAGCUGAAGUGACGAUGGUCGAGGCGAAGAAGGAGUGGAUGGAAGAAUUUCGCGGCUGGGUUGAAAUGCUGGGAGGCUUUUUGGAGGAAAAGAUGCCGGUACUGCAGAAGAUCGAAAAGGAUAUGAUGCUGCAUUACAAAGAGCGUCACGAUAUCUACACCAAGCGGAGGUUACAGGACGAUGCAGAUGAUCUGGCAUUGUGCGUCGGGAUUGUGGCACCUGCCGAAGCGGCCGAGGAAGAGGAGGUAGACGAGCUGGGCAGGACUCGCCGUAAAGUCGAUGAAUCGGGAGCAUAUUCUGGUGUUCGACGGGCGCGGAGAGAAGAGCGUGUUGCUCGACGACAGCGCAGGAACGUACGGAAGCCUACUCCCCGUACGGACGAGGAUGGAUACUCUACCGAUAGUUCUUUAGGUGAAGGGGACGCAGAAGACUAUCAAAUGGCACAAGAAGCUCUGCAAGCUCGUGUGCAGGCCUUGUCUAGCGAUGUCAAGGCGGAGGAUUUCCGUGAUCCCGAACUGGGUCUUGCGGUACGCUUCGGCGGCUGGCGCAAGCAAUACGAAGACGAGUACAGCAACGCGUAUGGUGGUUUAGCCAUGGUGCAAGGUUGGGAGUACUGGGCGAGACAAGAAAUGGUCGGAUGGGAACCAAGCAGAUCAUCCAAAUCGCUAGACUCGUUCCAUUGGUUUGAUUGCUUGCACCGUUAUUCCCGUCCCAAGACGGAAGAUGCGCACGCAGAGGAUUCGGAUGACAUGGAUCUGGACGAAGAGCCACCCCUUUCUGCAGAGGGGGAUCUUGCUGCAGCCAUGAUCUCGUCAUCGGUGACCAACAUCGUGCUUAAAGCGAUCGAGCAUGGCGUCUACGAUGUGUGUUCGACCAAGCAGACCAGAAAUCUCGCCGAUCUCCUGGACGUGAUAGGCGAAUAUAUCGGGAAAGAAGGCUCAAAAUACCGUGGCUUACUUAAAGCUAUACUCACAGUCUUUUCGACAAAUAUCCUCGCCAAUAUCGAACUUGUGGGUUCCUUGACUUCGCCUCACGCACGUCCUCCACCAGCAUUCGACCCGGCAUCACGGACGUCUUUGAGGACAUUUACCAAUCGGCAACGCAAAAUGAUCAAGAACCUCUUGCUCUGGCGACGAUACGUUCCCGAUGAAGUAUCCGCAUUGGUCAACAGGAUGAUUCUAGACGUACUCCGACCUGUAUUAUCACGAUGCUGGGAUAGUGGUGGUCAAGAGAUCACAGCCGAGCUUGCGAGCGGGAUCCCACCCGGCUUACUGAACCCGACGGCAUCAGCAUUCGCCAGUGGGUCUCAAGCGUUCUAGAGGAUACCGAGUUCGGCAUUCCACUUCUGCCGUGACCGUCGACGUGAAGAGUUGGUACUUUUGUGGUAUCGACGCAAUUCAUGGCAAAGACCAGGCACACCAGCGUAUCAGGGGAAACCCUCAACAAGCUUCUAACUGUGUCUGGUAGACGGUCUAGCAAGGCGAAAUCGUUCUUGAAGCAUACUCUUGACCCACCCUCCCAGUGCAAGGGUAUUCCCUGUGCACUUGCUAUGGAGAUGUUGCGGUUCGUUCGCUGUCAGACAUGAAGUCACCGCUGUACAUAUUUCGUUUCGAGCCAGCCUGGCCGAAAUUGUAGCUCAAGUGGAACCAACGGCCAUUCACACCGAUUGACAAUAAUAUGGA